Heterostelium album PN500 is the source of this 2286-nucleotide messenger RNA. RefSeq lists its product as uncharacterized. Gene Ontology annotation, biological process: proteolysis. Bases 1 to 2286 code for a protein of 761 amino acids. The record is from RefSeq and is a predicted model, not a curated record. NCBI's taxonomy places the organism in Eukaryota, Evosea, Eumycetozoa, Acytosteliales, Acytosteliaceae. The transcript has 11 exons. Gene Ontology annotation, molecular function: serine-type exopeptidase activity; protein binding; dipeptidyl-peptidase activity.
AUGAAAAUAAUAUUAUCUUUAAUUGUUACACUAUGUAUUCUAGCCAUAUUACCUGAUGUUAUUUUCGGAGGUAGAGCAUUCAAUCCACAUUUUGAUUUAAGAAAAAAACCUAAAUUCCAACUCUCAAUCGAUUAUGCCCUAAAACAAAAUAGACAUUCCUCAAAAGGCGUUGAAUAUCAGUGGUUUACACAAGAAUUGGACCAUUUUGAUCAACAAAAUACAAAGACAUUCCAACAAAGAUAUCUUAUUAAUGAUCAAUAUUGGGAUGGAAAAGGACCUGUGUUUAUAAUGAUCAAUGGUGAAGGUCCAAUGACAAUUGGUACUGUUUUAGGAUUAAAAUAUAUAGAUUGGGCAAAACAAUUUAAUGCUCUUGUUGUCGCACUUGAACAUAGAUAUUAUGGUGCCUCCUUUGCAACUCCAGAUAUAUCAACAGAGAAUUUACAAUAUUUAUCUAGUGAUCAAGCAUCUAAAAAUAUCCAAAGAUUAAUAUUAAUCAUUUCAUUUUUUAGAUUGGCAGAUAAUGCAGUAUUUAGACAAUUUAUUGCAAAACAAUAUAAUGUGACAUCCUCUUCCAAGUGGGUUAGUUUUGGUGGAAGUUACAGUGGUGCACUUACCAGUUGGUUCAGAUUGAAAUAUCCAAAUUUAGUUGAUUUCACCAUUUCCUCAAGUGCUCCAGUUCUUGCAGAAGUCGAUUUCUAUCAAUACCUAGAGGUUGUACAAAAUUCAUUAUUAACAACUUCAAAAGGACAAGAAUGUGUUAACAAUAUUGCUUCUGCAACUCAAAAGAUACAAACAUUAUUGCAGACAAGUGAUGGUCUCCAAAAGGUAUCGGAUUUGUUUGAUUUGUGUCCACCAUUGGCAACACAAGACGAUAUCUCCACAUUCAUGCAAAGUUUGGCAGGCAAUUUCAUGGGUACUGUUCAAUAUAAUCUUGAAGCUCCAGGUGCUGCAACCAUUACCAAUUUAUGUGAAAUUAUGACAAAUCCAGAUAACGAUCCAAUUACAAACUAUGUAAAAGUAUGGCAAGGAUUUACCGAUGGUUGUACUGAUACCUCCUAUGAAACCAUGAUUGAUCUAAUGAAGAAUAAUACCAAUGAUGCAUCUGUAGAAGGUGGAAAGAUGUGGUUCUACCAAACAUGUACCGAAUUUGGAUAUUACCAAAGCUCAGACUCUACUAAGCAACCAUUUGGAAAUCUAAUUCCAAUUGAAUACUUGACCAAACAAUGUCAAGAGGUGUUCGGAUUCAACUUUACUCCGAAUGUCGAAUGGACCAUUACCAAGUACGGUGGUAUCAAUCCCGAUGCCGAUAACAUUCUCUAUGUCAACGGUGACAUCGAUCCAUGGCACGCGCUUGGAAUCACCACACCAAUCACCAGAAAGAGUCCAUCGUCAAGCUCGAUUCUCCUCAUCCAUGGAACCUCUCACUGCGAUGACAUGUUGAUUCCACUGCCAACAUCACCACCAACACUACCAGCUGCUCAAGCAACCAUCGAGUCAUAUCUCACCAAAUGGUUAACUCCAUCAUCAAACAAAAACAACAAUAAUAACAACAACAAAAAAGUAGUCGAUCCUUAUAAAGACAUGUCAGAAGAAAGGUUAAUGGAAAUAGAGGCUUUAAGUGCUAUCUAUAUGGAUAGUUUUAAGUCGAUCAACGAUGAUAAUAUACAGAUAACACUACUACCGAAUCCAAGUGGUGAAGAUAAUCAUGUUGGAGUUAUAUUAGAUAUAAAGUUUACACCUGAAUACCCAAAUGAAGUACCGAUUAUAGAAUUAAUACCAACUGAAAAACUUACAAAAGAUAGAAUCAAAGAAUUGAUUCAGAAUAUAGAUUGUCAAGCAAAAGAGAAUAUAGGAACAUCAAUGAUUUUUAUGCUUGCAGGUACAAUUAAAGAAUGGUUAGAUAAUAAUAAUACAGAUGGUUCGGUCGAGGAGGAAGAGGACAACGAAGAAUCGAUAGAGUCCGAGGAGGAAGAACCGGUGUUUGAAGGUACACCGGUGACAGUGGAAGCGUUUUUAGAGUGGCGAAAGAAGUUCAUUGCAGAGACACAGCCGAUCAAGAAGGACCUGUCGAAGCAGGGCAAGAUCACCGGUAGAAAACUAUUUGAAAUCGAUUCAUCUCUGAUUCUCUCCGAUUCGAAAUUCAUGGAGGAAGGCGAAGAGACAUCGAAUAUCUCGGUCGCCGCACUCAAACCGAAACUCGAGGAGGUCGCUGCACAAGUCGAUUGGUCAUUAUUUGGAGAAGAAGAUUUACCAGAUGACGAUGAUUUCGAUGAAGAAGAUAAUUAA